Plasmodium yoelii is the source of this 2850-nucleotide messenger RNA. Its product is annotated as conserved Plasmodium protein, unknown function. The transcript is spliced from 8 exons. The record is from RefSeq and is a predicted model, not a curated record. Lineage: Eukaryota; Apicomplexa; Aconoidasida; Haemosporida; Plasmodiidae. Bases 1 to 2850 code for a protein of 949 amino acids.
AUGUAUGGACAGGUAGCAAAGGUACAUGCAAAUUUGUAUGAUUAUGAAAAAUAUAAUAAUAUAAAAUUAAAUGGUGUGAAUAAAGACGAAAAUAAUAAAAUAAGUUGUGAUACGUCAAAACAAAAAAGUUAUAAAAAUUUCGAAAAAAUGACAAACAAUAUAUUCAGUGAAAUGAGUAGUGUUCGUAUAAUCAGUUCUACAGAUACUGAUAACGUCAAAGAAAUUGUGAAAGAUGGAAAUAAUAAUAAUAAUAAAAAUAGCAAGCUCAAAAAAAUGUUUAACGGAAUUAUAAGUAAUAAAAUGAAACAUGCAAAAAAUGUAUUUGAGGAAGUAAAAGAGCAUAUUAAAUAUACAGCUAAAGAAGCUCAAAAAAAUAUGAAUUAUCCUUUUUGUAAAUCACCAUGCAAUAUUGAAAAUUUAAAAAAUACGAUAUAUAUAAAUGACGAAGAAAUUGUUAUAAAUAAAAAUAUUUAUAAAAAUAUAUUUACAAAUAAAAGAAAAGAAAGUAAUGAAAAUCAAGAAGAAGAGGAUGAAGAAAAAGACGAAGGAAUAGUAGGAAAAAAAAAAAAUGAUCAAAAUUUAUUUGCAUGUGAAAAAAGUGAUAUAAUUAUUAAAGGGGAAUAUAAUUUUGGAUUUAACAUUGAUGUUAUUUCAGAAAAUGAAGAAAAUAAAAUUAUUGCAUAUGCAUAUGAAAAAGAUACAAAUAAAAAAUUACCAUGUAUUUAUAAAUGGAGGCGAAUAUAUUAUGACAAAGAAUAUGGAUUAAUAGAGCAAAUUUUGAAUAAUAUAGAAAAUCAAAAUAUACAAGGAAAAGUAAAUUCAGACAAUGAUAAAGGAUGUUAUAGUAGCGAAUAUGAACUAACUUCUGAUGAUAUUGGAUUCAAAAUAUUUGUAGAAUGUACUUGUAUUAAUAGUGAGCAUAUUGAUAAUGGUUCUAUCAGUUCAGAAAAUUAUAGAGACGCAAAUUUUGAUGAAUAUGAAAAGGCAGAACAUAUCAAUAAUAUCAGAAUGAAUAAUGAUAGAAAUUUUUUUUACAAUAAUGCGUCAUCUUUUAAAAGCACAUUCAAAGGUACAACAAGAGAAAGUUACAUGUCAGAAUAUGAAAAAUUAGAUAACAAAAAAGGUUAUGAUAAUAAAAAAAGUUAUGAUAAUAUGCAAAAUAGUAAUGAAAGUGAUGAUGAAAAUAUGUUAAAAAAAUCUACAAAAAGAGAAGUAUUCAAAUCAGAUGAUGAAUUUUCUUUGUUUGGUAAUACAAAAAAUGAAAAAAAUAAAAUAUUUUCAACAAAAAUUACAAAUCCAUACAACCAAAACAUAUCUCAAACUAUUGAUACCAAAAUUAAUAAUAAAUAUUAUGGUGUAGCUAUUGCUGAAAUUGGACCAUUUAAUUUAAAUACCAAAACAAAAAAUAUGUUAGAAACUAUUAUAUAUAAUGAUGCAAUUAAAUACCCUAUAUAUAUAUUAAAGAAAGAAGACAAAAUAAAUAAUAGUUUGCAAAAUGAAAACAAAUAUUAUGAUCAAAAAACUUUUGAAAGUAUUAUAUUUAAUGAAAACAAAAUUAAUAAUUCAUUUAGUACAGAUAAUUAUGUUGAUAAUCAAAGUGUGUAUUCUAAUUUAGAAGGGGAAAACGAAUAUAUAUAUAUGUUGCAUAUAUAUAAAAACGAAAUAAAAAUUAUUAAUCAAAAUAAUAAAAUGAAAAAUAUGUGGAAUUAUAAAUUUCAUCAUAUAUAUCCAUAUGUAGAAUUUAUUAAUACAGAACGGAAAACAGAAAAACAAAACACAAAUGAUGAAAAUAAUAAUCACUUUUUAUUACAUGUUAAUGAAAAUGAGUCUUAUAAAUGCAAAUGCCUAUUUAAAAGACAUCGAGAUUUAAUAUCUAUUUUAUUAAAAUACAUGCACGCUAAUAUAUAUAUUAUUAAUGAAUAUAUAUUUAAUAAUAUAAAUCAUAAUUUUGAAAAAACAAGAGUUAAAAAUAUUUUUAACAAUGUAGAUGUUAAUUCAAUUCUUGAAAAUCUAAACAAAGAAUUAUUACUAAAUAGAAAAAUAAAUCAAAAAUAUCUCAACAAAAUUAAUAAUUUACAGGAUGAAAAAAAUGCGCUUGAAGAUGACCUUAAAAAUACGAUAGAAGCAUUUCAGAUCCAAUUAGAUACCGCCAAAAAGUUCAAGGAUCAAAAUGAAUUGAUAAAAGAAAACGAACGGCUUAUGAAAGAGAUCAAAAUACUACAAGAUAAAUACAAAAAUGUGGAUUUAUUUUUUAAGGACAAGUAUAAAUUAUUAUUAAAUGAUAUUGAAAAAUAUAAAAAAUUAGUACAAGAAAAUAUGUCCAAGAAUAACUCAAAAGAGGAUCAAAAGUUCCAAGAGAAAAUACAGUCUAUCGAAAAAGAAAAGAUUAAUUUAUUAAAUGAAAAUAAAAAAAUACAUAAUUUGUAUUUGGAAGAAAAGAAAAAUAAAACCGAUUUGGAGAAUAAAGUAGAAAAUUUAAAUUUAAAAUUGGAUCUUUUAAACAAAUCUUUACAAGAGGAAAAACGAAAAGGGCAAGAAACAUAUGAAUCUCUAAAGGAAUUAAAAGAGAUUAAAAAAAAUAACAACUAUUUACAAAAAGAAAAUAUCAAAAUAUCAAAUGAAAUAAAUUUAUUAACUUCGGAAAAAAACAGAUUAACAAAAUUGGUUGAUUCUUUAGCAAAAGAUAUUGAAAAAUCAAAAAAGAAUGAAGCUUCAAAAAAAGACGAUAAUAAAACAGAAAGCAAACAAAAUGAUAAGCUAUUAAAAGAGCUUAUGUCUUUAAGGGAUGAAAACGAACUGCUCAAAAAAAGGAUUAAAAAAAUUGCAAAUUUUAGCAAUACCGCCUCGUAG